UUUCCGGGCAGCCAUUUUGCUACAAGCAUGAUGGCGACGCCCAUAUAAUUGUGGGGCGCAAGUGGUUAUUUGCAAAUAGUCUGUUUGUCGUGUUUGUCAGCUGUGCUAUCUCCAUCUGAUAUGUCAUCAUCCCUGGUGAGGAAAGCACUUGAACUAGUAGAAACUGAGCCUGCUGCCAGAGCCCAGUCCUUGAAAAGAGUCCAGAAGAAUGAUUCUCGACAGGAUCUGAGGAAAAAGAAGAAAAGCAAUCAAGGUCAAUUCAGGGUGUUGGGUGAUGUGAGAAGUGAAGCAGCAUUGCAGGUGGAGACUGCAAGGCGGACAUCUUCUAAAACAAAAGACAGGACGAGGGAAAACUUGAAACAUUUGGCUGUUCUUGGGAAAACAGACGCAGCCAAUUUUAAAAAGGCUCAUAAGAUAUUUGAAAGAACCGUGAAAUCAAGGAGACCUGUUGAUGAUACUACUCCUGAGAAUACUGCUUCCGUCUUCACAGAGGAAGACUUUAAGAAGUUUGAGGAAGAAUACUUUGUCAGUUAGCUAAUCAUUCCUUACCAAUUAUUUGCACU
Frankliniella occidentalis (western flower thrips) is the source of this 563-nucleotide messenger RNA. Its product is annotated as active regulator of SIRT1. The coding region runs from base 121 to 534 and encodes 137 amino acids. The record is from RefSeq and is a predicted model, not a curated record. The transcript has 4 exons. Lineage: Eukaryota; Metazoa; Arthropoda; Insecta; Thysanoptera; Thripidae.